UGCCCCACCAAAUCAAUCAGCAUACAUGUCCGUUACGCGACAUGAUCUCGGGUCGGGUUGCGGCAUACAUGCUGUGCCAUUGCCUAUAAAGGUUUCCUGGUAGCCUUACGUCUUCAGAGGUACCUACCUACCUGUAAACAGAGUAAACAUGGUGUCACCAAGCCCUUCCAUCCGCAUCGGAGUCGAUGUCGGAGGCACAAACACCGAUUCUGUUCUUCUCGACGAAGCCUUGCGAUCUUCUCCCAACCGCGGUAUCAUUGCUCAUUUCAAGUCACCUACUACGCCUGACGUUACUACCGGCAUCGAAUACGCCGUUAAAGCUGUUCUCGCAGAUAGCAAGGUGGAUCCGAAAGAUGUUGCUUCACUCACCAUUGGUACUACUCACUUCAUCAAUGCAAUCGUAGAGCAAGACGUUCGCCGGCUGGCGAGCGUUGGUGUCAUUCGAUUGUCCAGCAACUUCACGCGAGCUACUCCGCCUUUCGUGGACUUUCCUCCUGCGCUGAAGGAAAUCAUGUGUGGCCACUACGGAUGGGUCAGCGGUGGACUGCAAAUUGAUGGCUCUCAGAUCCGCCCGUUGAAAGAAGACGAGAUCGUUGCUGAAUGCAAGAUCCUGAAAGAGAAAGGCUUGAAGAAUGUGGUCAUCUCUGGCGUUUACUCGCCCAUCGAUGAGUUCUUCAAGCAGGAAGAAGUUGCAAGGAAGAUCGUGCUCCGCGAACUCGGAGAAGAUGUCAACGUCGUUUGCUCUCAUGAAAUUGCCAACCUUGGCCUCCUCGAGCGCGAGAAUGCUUCGAUUUUGAAUGCUUCUAUCCUCACAUUCGCCAAACGCACCAUCAAAGCUUUCCGCGCUGCGAUGCGUCGUUUGAAUCUUCAUUGCCCUCUCUUUCUUACUCAGAAUGACGGAACUCUUGUCGAUGCCGAGUCAGCUUCUCGACUGCCUAUUCGUACCUUCUCCAGCGGCCCAACCAACUCUAUGCGCGGAGCAGCAUACCUCAGCGGACUUGGUGAAGCAGAUAGCGAGAAAGUCGGCAUGGUUGUCGUCGACAUUGGUGGUACGACAGCAGACGUUGGUAUGCUUUUGCCUUCUGGCUUCCCUCGUCAGGCAUCUGCAUACGUUACCGUAGCUGGCGUGCGUAUCAACUACUCCAUGCCUGCAAUUGAAUCAAUCGGAUUGGGAGGUGGAUCUAUCGUCCGUGUCCUGUCCGACGGAAAGGUCACAGUAGGUCCUGACUCGGUUGGUCAUUACCUAACUACUGCUGCUCGGGUCUUCGGUGGUGAGACCCUCACCGCCACCGACAUUACUGUCGCUGCUGGAGAUGCGGAUGUCGGCAACUCGUCUCUUGUCAAGUCCGUUGAAGCCGAUACGGUUGUGAAAGCGAAGGCCGCAAUGAAGAAGCUGCUUGAGGAUGUGGUUGACCUGAUGAAGACAUCGCCGGAACCUGUUCCCGUUUUGCUUGUAGGUGGAGGCAGCAUCAUCUCGCCUGUGGAACUGGCCGGAGUCUCAAAAGUCAUUCGCCCUCCCUUUCACGAUGUCGCCAACGCCGUUGGAGCUGCUAUCGCCAAAGUUGGUGGGACAGUAGACACCAUUGAAAACGUCUCGGACAAAUCAGUCGCUGAGACGGUGAAAGAAGUCACAAACAAGGCGAUUCAGAAGGCCAUAGAUGCCGGGGCAAGGCCUGAUAGCGUGCGCGUGGCAGAGGUCGACACGAUCCCUUUGCAGUAUGUUGCCAAUCAAGUCAGGAUUGUCGUCAAGGUUGCUGGCGACCUCGACAUUUCUCGCCUUGCUAAACAGGAGGUCUUGAUUGACGGCUCCGACGAAACGGACGACGAUAGCACAGAUCAUAUCGAGGCCAAGAAGCAACAAGCUGCCUUUACCAAGUCUACGGCGAAGAGCGUCGGUGACAUCUCAAGUUAUCGCCCUAACAUCAUAGGCAAGGAAUGGCACUUGACCGAAACAGACGUGGAAUGGCUUGCUGAUGGAUGCUAUGUCCUUGGCUGUGCCGGUGGCGGUAACCCAUACCCCGAGUUUCUUCAACUACGUGAUAUGAUCCGUGAAGGUCACAAGGUUCGCGUUGUUGACCAGCAGUCCCUCAAAGACGAUGCGGUUGUUUGCUGGGGAGGACACAUGGGCAGUCCUGCCGUAUCGGUUGAACGUCUUGGUGCGGAUGAAUGCGUCGAGGCAAUGCGAGACUUACUGGAAUACAUGCGAUUGGAGGACUUCGACGCCGCCAUGGGCCUUGAGAUUGGUGGUGGGAAUGGAUUGCAGCCACUCAUCAUUGGUAGCUCGCGAUACUUCAAUAGGCCUGUUGUGGAUGCCGAUCUUAUGGGCCGCGCCUACCCUACUUACUACCAGACCACGAUCUGCGUGUACGAGGAGGGGCAGCUUAUUCCAGCGGCUAUCUCAAGUGGUGACGGUCGAUCUAUGGUCAUGACCAAGGCGAACGACGAUGUCAUUGUGGACGUUGCCUUGCGGGCUGCCUGCUCCGAGAUGGGUUCGCGAGUUGGCUUGGCAGCUCGUCCACUAACCGGUGCCAAAGUUCGAUCGAGAGCUGUUCUCAAUACCGUUUCGUUUGCCUGGCGUAUUGGACGUGCUAUUGCACUGGCCAACAAGACCAACACCGUCGCCAAAGUGGCAGAUGCCAUCAUUGCUGAAGCAGGUGGACCAGAGACCGCAAAGAAACUCUUCGUGGGUAAGAUUGUGGGCGUUGAACAGAAGUUAUUCAAAGGUCACUCAUAUGGACAGACCAUUAUCGAGGCGCUGUCUAAGGACGAAGAAGAGCAAGACGGUCAGACCGAAUUCUCCGGCAAACUGCGCAUCCCGUUCAAGAAUGAAAACAUUUUAGCGGAGCUCGAGUUGCCGGACGGCGCGAAGCAGAUGCUUGCUACCGUUCCCGAUCUCAUCUGUGUUCUGGAUUCACAGAACGGGAGGGCCUUGGGUGUCCCUGAUUAUCGUUACGGACUUCGUGUCACGGUUAUUGGUAUUGCCGCGUCUCCUAGAUGGACCGACACCCCUAGAGGCCUCGAACUCGGAGGUCCAAGAGCGUUUGGCUAUGAUAUCGAUUACACUCCACUUGGGGUCUAUAAGCAGCCGAGGAGUGUCAUUGAGGAGUACGGCGAGUGAUUAUUAGUAUUCAAUAUUGUGACAGGAGACUAUUAUCAUGUUUCAUCGAAUCUCUCAAUCCUCUGCACCG
Messenger RNA from Saitoella complicata NRRL Y-17804, 3188 nucleotides. RefSeq lists its product as uncharacterized. Gene Ontology annotation, biological process: glutathione metabolic process. Gene Ontology annotation, molecular function: 5-oxoprolinase (ATP-hydrolyzing) activity. Gene Ontology annotation, cellular component: cytosol. The record is from RefSeq and is a predicted model, not a curated record. The coding region runs from base 149 to 3118 and encodes 989 amino acids. The transcript has a single exon. NCBI's taxonomy places the organism in Eukaryota, Fungi, Ascomycota, Saitoellomycetes, Saitoellales, Saitoellaceae.